UAAUAAAGUUAGGUCUUUUGGUCUCAACUUUCUCUUCUGUACCUACUGCAACUGGCACUGAACUCUAAAGACUCUUAUAGCCUAUACUGACAGAUCUGGACAUAAUAUGCAACAUGUUUGGUCUGAAAAGGGUUUGCUUUUUGUGCCAUUUGUUUGUACUGAUAGUCAAAGAUGUGAUGUCAUGGGUGGUCCCACCAAAGAAGAAAUCAAUUGGUGAUGAUGUGAUACUGAUUACUGGUGGUGGACGAGGUAUUGGAAAGAAACUUGUUCUUGAGUUUGCCACUCAUCAACCGAAGCAUAUAAUUAUCUGGGGACGCACUGAGGAAUGCCUCGCAGCAACUGUCAGUGAAGUCAGGAAAAUGAACAUCAACUGUUCAUACAUGAUUUGCGAUGUCAGUUCUAGGGAGGAAAUUUAUUCAAUGGCAAAGGAAGUUGAGGCCAAAUUUGGUAAUGUGACCCUGCUGGUUAAUAAUGCUGGCGUGGUUUUUCCAAAUUCUGUUUUGGAGUCAAGUCCGCAGCAAACAGAACAGACUAUAAGAACCAAUGUGUUGGCACAUUUCUGGACCAUUCGAGCAUUUCUUCCCCCUAUGUUGGAGCAGAAACGAGGUCACAUUGUAAACAUGAGCUCCAUGCUUGGCUGGGCAGGGCUAAACGGAGCUUCAGACUACUGCAGUUCCAAGUUUGCAGCUUGCGGUUUGUCAGAGGCGCUAUAUGAUGAGCUGACCAGGGAUGGAGACAGUGGUGUCACAGUGACUGCUGUCUACCCGUACCAUGUAGACAACUCCAUGUUUGCUGGUGUAGCCACGAGGUUUCCUAGCUUAUUUCCUUCCAUUAAAGAGGACUACGUAGCAUUGAAGAUAGUGGAAGCUGUCCUGACAAACAGAAACAAAGUUCUCCUCCCCAAGCUUAUGUAUGCUGUGGCUUUCUUUUACAGUAUUGCUCCUGUGGCUGCUGUGACGAGCAUCAUGAAGUUGCUGGGGGUUAACAAAGCAAUGGAACAGUACCACGACCACCAUCGGAAACUACAUGGUCACAGUUAAGCAAUGCAUAAGUAAUGUCAUAAGUAUGUUCCUCUCUUGGUUCCCUGCCUUUAAUUUUUUACACAACACUCUAGUGGUGAGCAACAAAUGGGAAUGUCCUGUGCUGUGGGGGGUUGACGUGGAUUCACACUCAUGCAUACACAUACAAGCACACACAUGCUAACACACACACACACACACACAUACUCACGCACACACACAAACACACACACACUCAAUCACUGCCAUGUAUUAUUAUGGGCAUGUCUGCUAUGUAUGAUUACUACAAAUUUAAUAUGGUGCAUGUGAGAGUAUAUAUGUGUGUCUAAUAUUAUAUGAAUAUAAACACAUUUCCAUGUCUGUGUGCUAAAUUAGAAGAAUGUGUGGUUUCUUUUGUGUGACGGUUCACCUACUGCUCUCACAUGCAUCAAAAUUCUUCACUAGGCCUCAUGAGGCCCACAAGAUCUAGUUUGCCCCACACCUUUGCAAUAUUGUUUCCUUCCUCUGCUGAAAAUGUAAUACCCCUCAGGUUCCCUUUAAUUUCUUAUGAAACAUUGUAAUCUUCAUAACACCCAAAGGGGUGUCGGUCUGUAAGAAGUGUAUAAUUGUGCUUUGUCUGCUGGAAGUCUGUUGUUGUUUUUUAACCAUAGCCUUUUGAAAACAUCUGCCUAGCCAGACAAUUCAAUUCCUCGCAUUGCUUGCUACAUUAUACUUGAUGUAAUAUGACCCAUAGGAGCAAGAGGUAUAGGUUACGUUUAUGUUGCCAGUUUACCAAAUUCCUUCGAGCACAAGGCUCAUAGAUGUAGUGUUACCCGCUGUUUCUUCAACAUGCUUAAUGCCUUUUUGUCUCUGAUAAGAAGGGACGGAUGAAGAACUCAAUAGAGAUUUGGAGGAGAACAAGUUCAUCAAUGUUAUCACUAUGUAGUCUAUACAAAUAUGUAUAUUUCAUAACCAAAAAA
Messenger RNA from Aplysia californica (California sea hare), 1978 nucleotides. RefSeq names its product short-chain dehydrogenase/reductase 3. The transcript has 7 exons. Bases 114 to 1040 code for a protein of 308 amino acids. Lineage: Eukaryota; Metazoa; Mollusca; Gastropoda; Aplysiida; Aplysiidae. The record is from RefSeq and is a predicted model, not a curated record. Gene Ontology annotation, cellular component: lipid droplet. Gene Ontology annotation, molecular function: oxidoreductase activity, acting on the CH-OH group of donors, NAD or NADP as acceptor.